UCAUUGCAAUCUACCUUUCUUUCUUCUCUCUUUUUCACAGUCUGCGGACAGUCUGAGAUAUCUCCACGUAUUGUGGGAGGGGAUCCAGCCCCCGAGGGCGCAUGGCCAUGGCAAGUCAUCUUUAUGACAAACAGCCAGCCUAUAUGUGGAGGCUCCCUCAUCAACGAGAAGUGGGUGGUGUCGGCAGCUCACUGCUUCCUUAAAAACCAAAAUCUCCCUGCUUCUCUUGUUUUUGACUCUUGUUUUCCCUCUUCCAGCGGUUUCACACAGUAUGAUGUGCUGCUGGGGGCCCAUCAACUCACAAACCCGCCUCCCAGCCUUAAGGUAACUACUGUGCAAUGGGUUAUUUCUCACCCUGACUAUAACGGCAAGGAUGGCUCUCCUGGAGAUAUCGCUUUAGUGGAGCUGAAGGCCUCAAUGGAUUUGAAGGACUACAUCCUCCCAAUCUGUCUGCCGGACUCUUCUGCACAGUUCUCUACGAACACAACCUGCUGGGUCACAGGCUGGGGGCAGGUUAAAGACGGAGAGGCCUUGCCACCCCCACAAACGCUUCAGGAACUGGAGGUGCCCCUCAUUGACCGAGACACAUGCAACUCUCUCUUCAACAGUGCCCCGGCGCCAGAGCUGCCUCAGAAUCCUGUCCUAGAUGAUAUGAUCUGCGCUGGUUACCCAGAAGGCGGGAAGGAUGCCUGUCAUGGUGACUCUGGAGGACCCUUGGUUUGCAGGUGCGAUGCGGGUUGGACCCUGGCUGGGGUUGUGAGUUGGGGAGAGGGCUGUGCUGAACCCAACCACCCUGGUGUCUACACCUUAGUGCCUUACUAUGCCAACUGGAUCUCCGAAAAUGUACCCAACAUAACCUUUGUGGCAUGCAACCAUGCUGGAUGGCACAGUGCCCCCAUUAUGACACUCUUCCUCGCGUCUCUUGCUCUGGCCCUCCCUUGAGGCGCCAUCUCUCUACCGGCCUGCAGCCCGCACGGUACUGCUAACUAGACUCUGUUGAGAAGUAUCCAAAAGGACUGUGUGAAGUAGGCUGGAGUCUCCGGGAAUCUUCUCCCACUUCUGUCAAAUUAAUUGGGGCACAUCUGCAUUACCCAUUUUUUAAAGAAAAAAUAAAAGCUUUGAUAGUG
Messenger RNA from Lacerta agilis (Sand lizard), 1127 nucleotides. RefSeq names its product serine protease 27-like. The transcript is spliced from 4 exons. Gene Ontology annotation, biological process: proteolysis. The annotation marks the transcript as partial. Lineage: Eukaryota; Metazoa; Chordata; Lepidosauria; Squamata; Lacertidae. Gene Ontology annotation, molecular function: serine-type endopeptidase activity. The record is from RefSeq and is a predicted model, not a curated record.